UAUGAAACAAAACCAAACAAACAUCGCCCUGAGUCCCGACUCUUGACCCGACCCGGCUAAUUGAUUGAAGACGAGCUGGAGGGGACCCGGUGGCCGCAAAAUCAGCCUAGUUGAGGAUGAUGUGGGCAGUGCGCACAUCGGCCAUGGCUGCCGGUGGCUUGGCCUCACAAGCUUUCCUACGGAGUACACUACUUUCACGCGAAUCUCUUCGUUCCGUUCAUUUCCAUAACAAGCUCAGUAGCUUCAGAGCCUUCCCUCUCGCCCCUCUUUUCACUUCCUCAGUAGUUGAUGCUCUUGCAACACAGCUUUGGGUAUUUGCACCUCAGCACAUGCUUUGAAGGGUGAAUUUGAUGUUUUCCUCAAAGGAGUGGGAGACAAGGAUACAAUUGAAGAUGUCAAGAGAAUUCUUGAAAUGGCAAAUCGGGCAUCAUUAAGGCGGGAAAUUUUACAUACUGAUUUUCUCACCCCACCUGUGUUAAAAGAGGCAAUGCUAGCAUUAGCGAAGUUCUCUGACAUCAAAAUGGUUGCGCUGGGAGGAUAUCCAGAGGCUGAGCGCUGCCGCCUCACAGUUGGACAUCCAGAGAUAUUGACAUCUGAUCCGGACAUUGUUGCAGCAAUGAGUAUCUCAGGGAACUUUGGGUUUGAACCCUGUUCCCAUGGUGACUUCUUGGGGGCAAUCCUUGGAACUGGAAUUGUGAGGGAUAAGCUGGGGGACAUUAUAUUGCAGGGAGAAAAGGGGGCUCAUAUUCUUGUUGUUCCGGAACUUGUAGACUUUCUUGCUUCAUCACUGGACAAGGUUAGAAAUGUAUCUGUCACAUGUAAAAGGAUGCCAUUGCUUGCUCUUGAAUACCAGCCGCCAAGGACUAAGUCUUUGAAAACGGUUGAAGCAUCACUGAGACUAGAUGCCAUAGCUAGUGCUGGUUUCAAAAUUUCACGAUCCAAAAUGGCUAAUUUGAUCAGCGAUGGAGAUGUGCGCGUCAACUGGGCCACUGUGACGAAAAACAAUACAACCGUCAAGACAGGGGACAUCGUCUCCAUUAGUGGUAAAGGAAGACUAAAGAUUGGAGAAAUAAACUCAACUCGGAAGGGGAAGUUUGCAGUCGAGCUCCUACGUUAUUUGUGAGUGAAAUUCUACUUGGACCUCAAGAAGACGACGAUCUUUCCUCUAGCCCCCCAAAGAUGAAUUUCGUCUCUGUGUACACCAGGAUACAGAUGCAUUCACUAACCUGUUGCUGUAUUCUGAACGUAGAUGGAAGCUUAGAAAGCUCUUUGGUAUAAAUCAUCUGGUCUCUACACAUUUUCAUUUCCUUUUUGUUUUUGAUCUCAGAUACCUUUCCUACAAAGUUCCAAGAGGUGAUGCUAAUUCAAUCAAAAUUGAUCAUAACUUUCAUAUUA
Molecule: messenger RNA, 1395 nt
Organism: Sesamum indicum (sesame)
Lineage: Eukaryota; Viridiplantae; Streptophyta; Magnoliopsida; Lamiales; Pedaliaceae
Source: RefSeq, a predicted model, not a curated record